Saxophila tyrrhenica is the source of this 1452-nucleotide messenger RNA. RefSeq lists its product as uncharacterized. The record is from RefSeq and is a predicted model, not a curated record. Lineage: Eukaryota; Fungi; Ascomycota; Dothideomycetes; Mycosphaerellales; Extremaceae. The transcript is spliced from 2 exons. Bases 1 to 1452 code for a protein of 483 amino acids.
AUGAAGAAGACAUUACUGCUCGUGUUUCUACACGGCUUCAAGGGCUCUGAUCACACCUUCAACAACUUCCCUUCCGAUCUUCGCGCGUUGCUGGCGCACACCCUACCGAACAUUGACAUCCUGAGCAUACAAUACCCGCAGUACGAGACCCGAGGCGACCUCAAGGAGUGUGUCGCGCGGUUCAAAGAAUGGCUCCAAAACAAAGUCAUCGACCUCGAAGUCGCCAACGGCACGCCCUCGCCUACAGUUGACCCCUCAGUCCACGUCAUACUAUGCGGCCACAGCAUGGGCGGCAUCGUCGCCGCCGAAACUCUGCUGAGCAUCGCGCGCGACGAGCCAGUCCCUUCCGCCUACGCCAACGACACGACGAACAACACCACCACGCGCCCCACCUCCUCCUCCAAAGCGCCUACGAACCUCAACCCGCCCGACUCCGAAGCACGACCUUCUUCCGCACCACCUCAAGAACCUAGCAGAUUAUUCUUCCCGCACGUACAAGCGGUCCUGGCGUUCGAUACACCGUACUUGGGCAUCAGCCCGGGCGUCCUCGCGCACGGCGCAGAAGAGCACUUGAACCAAGCAUCAAGCGCGUACAAAGCCUUCGAGGGCGCCAGCAGUCUCUUCGGCUGGAACUCGCCACGCAGCGGCUCCCCCGCGCCCGUCGCCAACGCGUCAGCGAAAGGCCUGCCGGCAGCAGACGGGAGCACGGCGUCGGGCGGCUGGGGGAAAUGGGGCAAAUACGCCGCCUUCGGGGGUGCGGCGGCAGCCAUCGCCGGGGCGGCGGGGGCGGCGUAUCUGAAUCGCAGCCAGAUACAGCAGGGGUUCAUGUGGGCGGGGAGUCAUCUCGAAUUCGUGGGAUGUCUUGCCCGCGGCGCCGAGCUGCAGAAGCGCGUGGAGAGUGUGGUUGAGUUGACGCGGACGCAUGAGGUGGGGUUUGCGAACUUUUACACCGCGUUGGGGACGAAGGUUACGGGGCAGACGAAGUAUGCGGGCGCGAUGGUGGGCGCGGAUCGCACGUUCUGCGUUGUGCCGAAGGGGGAGAUGCAACCUGAGAGUCCUACUGGGUCUAAACGCGCUGCUCCUUCAUCAUCAUCUAACCAGCAACCCUCGGCGAAACGCCGGAAGAGUAAAGAGGCAAUGGCAGAGGAGAUGGAGCAAGGCGAGCAAGUGCAAGAAUUCGCCCAAGACACUUCGAAGAGCAAAGGACAUUGGGUGAAGUGUGUCAAUGAGCUUGCGACGGAUGAGCUGCGGGCGCAUACGAGUAUGUUUCGGGCGGCGGGGAAUUCGGGGUAUCAUGAGAUGUUGCCGCGGGCGAGGGAUUGGAUUGUUGAGGGCUUGGAUCAGGGGUGGAGCGGGGGUUCUGUUGGGAAGGCGGGGGAGGUGGUGAUGGAUGAGGAGGAGGGGGAUGCUCAGGGUGGUGCUCCUGAGGAUCCUAUUGUUAUUACGCCGUGA